AUGACCUCCCGUGCGCCGAAUCCCUCGACGGGAUCGCGCAAGAUCAGCUUCAACGUUUCUGAACAGUAUGAUAUUCAAGAUGUAGUCGGUGAGGGUGCUUAUGGUGUUGUUUGCUCGGCACUCCACAAGCCAUCAGGGCAAAAGGUUGCUAUUAAGAAGAUUACCCCAUUCGACCACUCUAUGUUCUGUCUGCGAACACUCCGUGAAAUGAAGCUGUUGAGGUACUUCAAUCACGAAAACAUCAUCUCGAUCCUCGAUAUCCAGAAGCCUCGUAGCUAUGAAACAUUCACCGAAGUCUAUCUUAUCCAGGAGCUGAUGGAGACUGAUAUGCACCGUGUUAUUCGUACGCAAGACCUCUCCGACGACCACUGCCAAUACUUCAUCUACCAAACCCUCCGAGCACUCAAGGCCAUGCACUCCGCCAAUGUUCUACAUAGAGAUUUGAAGCCUUCCAACUUAUUGCUGAACGCCAAUUGCGAUCUGAAGGUCUGCGAUUUCGGUCUGGCACGUUCUGCUGCUUCACAAGAAGACAACUCUGGUUUCAUGACAGAAUAUGUGGCUACUCGUUGGUACCGUGCACCAGAAAUCAUGUUGACAUUCAAGGAAUACACGAAAGCUAUCGAUGUGUGGUCAGUUGGAUGUAUCUUGGCUGAGAUGUUGAGUGGCAAGCCAUUGUUCCCUGGGAAGGAUUACCACCACCAACUUACCCUCAUUCUCGAUGUCCUCGGCACGCCCACCAUGGAGGAUUACUAUGGCAUCAAAUCCCGUCGUGCGCGCGAGUACAUUCGCUCUCUUCCUUUCAAGAAGAAGGUACCAUUUAAGCAGAUGUUUCCUAAGACGUCAGACCUCGCUCUCGAUCUUUUGGAGAAGCUCCUAGCGUUCAACCCAGUCAAGCGAAUCACAGUCGACGAGGCCCUUCAGCACCCAUACCUCGAGCCAUACCAUGACCCAGAGGACGAGCCAACAGCCAGCCCCAUCCCAGAGGAGUUCUUCGACUUUGACAAAAACAAGGAUAACCUGAGCAAGGAGCAGCUGAAGGAGUUGAUCUACAACGAGAUCAUGCGAUAG
Messenger RNA from Cadophora gregata, 1068 nucleotides. It is a transcript of the gene PMK1, whose product is annotated as MAP kinase Pmk1. Gene Ontology annotation, cellular component: cytoplasm; nucleus. The record is from RefSeq and is a predicted model, not a curated record. Gene Ontology annotation, molecular function: ATP binding; MAP kinase activity. NCBI's taxonomy places the organism in Eukaryota, Fungi, Ascomycota, Leotiomycetes, Helotiales, Ploettnerulaceae. Gene Ontology annotation, biological process: protein phosphorylation; intracellular signal transduction. The transcript has 4 exons. Bases 1 to 1068 code for a protein of 355 amino acids.